CCUUUGCCAUCCACCGGCAGCACAUGAGCCGCAUGCUCUCCGGGAGCUUUGGGUUUGGCCCGCUGCUUGGCAUCGCUGACGGCACCACACCUGGGGCCCGCCAGGGCGGUCGCAGGAUGCAGGCAGGAGCUGUCUCACCCUUUGGAAUGCUGGGCAUGGCAGGUGGCUUCAUGGAUAUGUUUGGAAUGAUGAACGACAUGAUUGGAAAUAUGGAGCACAUGACAAGUGGAGGCAACUGCCAGACAUUUACUUCCUCGACUGUCAUCUCCUAUUCCAACCUGGGUGAUGGGCCAAAAGUCUAUCAGGAGACCUCCGAGAUGCGUUCGGCACCUGGCGGGAUCCGUGAGACCAGGCGGACUGUAAGAGAUUCGGACAGUGGCCUGGAGCAAAUGUCUAUUGGGCACCACAUCAGGGAGCGGGCCCACAUCAUGCAGCGAUCCCGGAACCAUCGUACGGGUGACCAGGAGGAGAGGCAGGACUACAUCAACAUGGAUGAAAGCGAUGCAGCUGCGUUUGAUGACGAAUGGAGGCGAGAGACGUCCCGUUUCCGGCCGCAGCGGGGGCUGGAAUAUCGGCGUCACGAAGGUGGCAGCGGCCGCCGGGCUGAGGGUGCUCGUCUUGCAAUCCAGGGCCCAGAGGAUUCUCCUUCCAGACAGUCCCGUCGCUAUGACUGGUGAACUCAGAGCAGACUUUGUGGGGGGUGCUAUGUUGUCACCCCCAAAUCUAUCUGCACACUCUUGUAAGUCUUAACAACGUUUUCCCAUCUUC
Molecule: messenger RNA, 768 nt
Organism: Tinamus guttatus (white-throated tinamou)
Lineage: Eukaryota; Metazoa; Chordata; Aves; Tinamiformes; Tinamidae
Gene: MLF2
Product: myeloid leukemia factor 2
Source: RefSeq, a predicted model, not a curated record